This is a messenger RNA of Zootoca vivipara (common lizard), 5242 nucleotides long. It is a transcript of the gene SMTN, whose product is annotated as smoothelin. The record is from RefSeq and is a predicted model, not a curated record. Gene Ontology annotation, molecular function: protein binding. Lineage: Eukaryota; Metazoa; Chordata; Lepidosauria; Squamata; Lacertidae.
UCAGAAGUGCUUUGAGAGCCGGAGGGACCGGAUCUGUAUCGGGAUUUGAAAAGUGCAUAGGGGAAGAGUUUGGCUCCUGCAUGGCUCUGCCGGUUCUGCCGAGAAUUCCUCCUUCGAGCCGGCACUUCGGAUGCUGAGCGGGCCACCCUCCCAGAGUUUGCAGACGGAAGCGGUGCCUUGAGACCACUGCGAGGGUCUUUUUUUUUGGUGGGGGGCAGAAGGUGGGAAGCUGGACGUUGACCGGGGGACAUGUCGGAGGAGAGGCUGUUAAGCAUGGACGAGGGGGCGCUCCGGAAAUUGCUGGAGGCCACGCUGGACCUGACCGAGCGGCGGCAGAUCCGAUCCGCCAUCCGGGAGCUGCGGCGGCAGGAACUGGAGCGAGACGAGGAGGCGCUGGCAUCCAAGCGCUUCCGGACGGAGCGCUGUGCAGAACGGCAGGAGAACAAGGAGAACGUGCUGAGAUCACGGCGGCUGGAGGAGGAACAGCAGCAGCAGCAGAAAACUCUGGACAUUCUAUCCGGGAAGUUGGAAACCAUCCAGGAUGUGGAGGAACUGACUGCUUUGAUGCGGGCGGCCAGCGAAUACGAGGAACGGAAACUGAUCCGUGCCGCCAUUCGCAAACUGCGUGCUGAAGAAAUUGAAGCUGCAGCUUUGGCGGGGAAAGCUUACUACAACCGGCGGGAGACGGAUGAGGCCCUGGCGGUCAAAGGGAGGGAAGGAAACACAGUGGACGGGGGCACCUCUGAGGUGCAGGAGCGGGAAUUGAUCAGGGCCCAGAUCCGGGAGCUGCGAAGCCAGCAGCAGCAGGAAGCAAAGCCAGCAGACAUGCCAGAUUCCUCCACCCCCGUGGGAACUCUCCUGCUCCUGGACCCUGUCGCCGGCCAAGCACCCGCCGAGCCACCCUCGCUGUCAGAGAGCGGGCCGGAUCCAGAGUCGAGCGCCGAGGCCAGCUCCCGAGACAGCGACUCCAGGACUGAAUCCCCUCCUGCUUCCGAGGAGGAGACGGGCACCGGACGCAUUUCUGCUCCAGAAGACAGUGAGGGGUUGAGAGCUCCUGAAGGAGGGUCCGCUGCCGGUGAGACCCCGCAAGGGCAGCCGGAGGCUCCGAGUGUGGCCAGCGAUUCCUCCCAGGAAGAGGAGGCUUCCCCGAAGUUGCCGAGCGAAGAGACUCUGAGAGAAUGGCAGGAUGCACCUCAAGCCCCAGAGCAGGAAGCGGGUGUCGUGGACAGCAGAGAAAGCGUUUGCUCAGCAGCUUCAUCCAUUGCCGCCCCCCAGACACGUGCCCCCCCAGAUGCCCGCUGCGGUGAAACCACACAAACAACGCCACGCCAGGCAACCAGCACAGAUUCCCGCCGGGAUCAGCCCUUCCAGCGAUCCGGCUCUGUGCUGGACCGCGCACGGAAGUUCAGCUCGGAGCCCCCCAAGCCGGCGGGCUCUGCGGCCACCCCCCGGAAGGCGGAGAGUGGGGGCAAAGGGGCCCGGAUCCUGCAACAGCAGCAACAGCUCCUGAACCCCCCGCGUGCAGGAGACUUACCUGUUGGGGCACGGGGUGGCAGGAGUGGCACUGCCGGCCGUGCCCUCCAGGAUGCCAGCAGGCAGCGGGGUGAAGAGGAGCAGCAGACGGCCAAGCCCUCCGCCACCCAGGCAAAGACCGGGACAGUGAGGCCUCCUGCCGAGAGUCCGGCCGGCCCUAAAGAGGCGGGCGGCCCCCGGGGGCGGAGCCAGGCCGGCCAAUGGCAGGGGAGCAAGUGGGCACCUGCCCGCCCCUCUGCUGAAAACACUCCAGGGAGCUCCUCCGGCUCAAAGGAGCCCCAUGCCCCCCCGCUGAGCACUUCCUCCUCCUGCAGCCCUCUGCCAGCCCGGGCGCGCAACCUCGGCGGCACCGAGCCCAGCGACGAGAUGAAGACCCUCUUCACCAUCGAGAUCAAGGAUGGCCGCACCCAGCCCAUCAGGAGCCACAUCGUGGGGGCGCCAGGGAACCAGCGGGCAGAACUCACCCUGGGGUUGAGAAGCACUCCCCUUCGAAUCACCACCAGCAGCAUCGACAGUUCCAGCCAUGGUGGCAGCAGCUCCAGCCUUAAUAAGAUGGAAGCCGAGGUGCCGGGGCACUGCAAGGCAGAGGACUCGGCGUUGUCAAACGGCACCGAGAAAGAGAAGCCACAGGCCCAGGAGCUCCACCAGCAAAGCCGUCUGAGCGCUGAAGAGCUGAGCAAGAUCGAGGAAGAACAUGUGUUGGAUAAGAUGCUGGAUCAGACCACAGACUUUGAGGAGAGGCGGCUGAUACGGGCCGCCAUGCGGGAAUUACGCCAGCGGAAGCGAGAGCAACGAGAGAAGGAGCGCGGCUUGCGGAUCCAGGAAGCCAAAUCGAGAGGGGCCACCCACACCACAGAGACCACCGCCCGGCAGAGCGCCAUGUCCGCCGAUGGCUCAGCCAUCAGCACUGUCACCAAGACCCAGCGCCUUGUCCAGUCCAAUGACGGCAGCAAGACUUCCCGCACGAUGACGAUGGAGUCCAGCUACGUGAAGAGAUCGGAAACAGACGGAAACACCUUUGUCCAGACCAAAUCGUCCUACAGCACAUCGUCUUCCAAGAAAGUGGGCAGCAUCUUCGAGCGAGAGGACGAAACCUCUGGACGUGCCGGCAGCCUGGCCGCCCUUGAGCGUCGCCAGGCUGAGAAGAAGAAGGAGCUCAUGAAGGCCCAGAGCCUGCCCAAGACGUCGGCUUCGCAAGCCCGGAAGGCCAUGAUCGAGAAGAUGGAGAAGGAGAGCGGCAGCCCAGCCAACCCAGCCGUGUCCCGGGUGGCCGUCCAGCGCUCGGGCAGCUUUGGGGUCCCCAAUGCCAGCAGCAUCAAGCAAAUGCUGCUGGAUUGGUGCCGCGCUAAGACACGGGGCUACGAGCACGUCGACAUCCAGAACUUUUCCUCCAGCUGGAGCGACGGCAUGGCCUUCUGCGCCCUUGUCCACAACUUCUUCCCAGAGGCCUUCGAUUAUGCCCAGCUUUCGCCUCAGGACCGGCGGCGCAACUUCGAGAUGGCGUUCUCGUCUGCUGAGGUGCUUGUGGACUGCGUGCCCUUGGUGGACGUGGAAGACAUGAUGAUCAUGGGGAAACGUCCGGACGCUAAGUGCGUCUUCACCUACGUACAGUCCCUCUACAACCACCUGCGGCGCCACGAGCUCCGGAUGAGACAGCAGCAGCGCUUCUAGCCUUCCUCUCCCGCCCCCCUCACUCCCCCUUCCCUCUGAAACAUCCCGUCUAGCCUGUCUGCCCCCCACCAACCCACCCACCCACCCCGCGUGCGGCAGCAGGGGAAAGGAAGAUGUCUUCACUUGCUCCUCUGGUCCUGAUCCGUGCUCCUGCAGCCCCACCUCCUCCCCCCUGCUUCCAGAGAACUCUUACUAUGGGCAGGAGCCACCCGCAGCAGCAAAAAGGCAAGAGGAACCAACACCCCCCCCCACACACACACACCCCGCUACAGCAGGCUGGGCAUUUGGCAAUCCAGGCCGGUUUGGAGGGGACCGGCCGAGCUUAGACUGCUCUACGGAGAGAACCGGGACUACCCUUCUCAUCCGCACGUGCUUUUUAUAUUAUUGUCGUCAUUGUCGUUAUUUACUGUAAGUUAUUCCCGUUUCCUCCUUUUUCAAAACUCCCCUUUUUUUGCAUCGUGCACGGCCGAGCAGCAUUAAGGGCAGAGACCUGUGCAGGUGUGAUUGACUGGCCAUGCGUCUUGUCUGUACCUUUGAACGGCUAAAUGCUGGAGCAUGUUAAAAAGACAGGGGGUGUUGCCGUCUGUGUGUGCAGAUCUUAAUUCGUCCCUGCUUCCCACCUCCCCCAAAUCCUUGAACUGCGAUGAUCCUUGCAAGUGCAGAGCCUGCUCAGCAGGUUAUAGACAGGUGUGGUGCCCCCCCCCAAAAAAAACCAGACGUUAGGAACGUAGGUAGCUACCUUCUGUCAAGCCAAACCGCUGGCCCAUUCUAUCUUCGUAUUGGCAACCAUGACUCGCAAGUGGCUUUCUAGGCUUUCAGGGGACAUUCCCAGCCCUAGCUGGAGAUGCUGCCGGGACUUGAACCUGGGACCUUCUGCAUGCCAAGCAGAUGUUCUGCCAUGAAGCUGAAUGAAGCCUUUUACUAUAUUGCUUCUGACUGUUGGUCCAUCUAGCUCAGUAUUGUCUACACUGACUGGCAGUGGCUCUCUAGGAUUUUUGAUAGGGAGACUCUUCCCCCUCGGGGAGUUGAACCUGGGACUUUCUGCAUGCAAAGCAGAUUCUCUACCGCUGAGCUAUGGCAGAGGGCCUCUACCUUCACCCCCUUAGAGGCAGAGGUCUUGCAUUUUCCUCGUGACCCCCUCCCCACACUUCCAGAAGAGGAACCCAAUUACAAAUGUAGUGUACAAGCCCCACUGGGCUGGGACUGUGCCUCUUCUGGAUUGAACCCUGCUGGUACCAGUGGGUAGGAAAAGCCAAGUUUUCAGAUGGGAAACAGCUUCCUUCCUGGGCAAGAAGGGGUGAAAGCUGGACGAGGGAUAGGAGGAGACCUCAGGGCCACCCCUGAAUCCUGACCGAAAGGGCUCCUGAAAUCAGCUCAUUUAGAAAGUGCAGCCUUUGAAGUUGUGGGGUAACUGGACAGAGAAGUGGAUUUUCUUUGCUGCUUGGGGUAGAGAAGACAGAUUAUUAUUUUUAAGAGAAACAAACCAUGUCCCCUGUCUGAAUGGUGGUGGUGAAGGGCACACUCUGCACCAGCUCAGAGGCUCCCUUGCAAGCACAGGGCAUGCCAGUUCCCAUCUCUUGGCCACCAGUUUGUUGAAAUCAAGUCUUGCCCAUCCAUGUGCCCUGUGUGUGCAUUCACCCUUGGCUCUGCCAGCCCAGGAGCGAUUGUGGUCAACUCUGGGUGCUUAAACAUGGCAGGAGAGAGGGGAACCUACGUGGGUUUCAUUCUGGUGUGACCUCUCUGCAUGGAACAGCUUUCCUGCCCGUGCAUCAUUUAGCAAUGUCCACGCCGCUCCUGGGUGUCCCCAGCCCCUUUGCACAAGUCUCCUUCCCUUUUGAGGGCCAAUUAAUACGGGAAGGUUGGGCAGAUGAGCCAGCUGAGAACGACUGGAGCCUGGAGCGAGGGACGGACAGCAGGAUGUGCUCCUCUGACACCGCUCUCAGCACUCAGCCACGCGCCCGAUUGUAACGGUUCUUGCACUAGCACAAGGAUGUUUAUGUAGACACCAGCAAGACAAUAAAAGUUUGGAUAGACUGUU